CGGGAGGGGGCCUGUCGCUAUGGCGACCGCGGCGGAGGGACUCCUUGAGGCCAGCGCGCAGCCCACCAAACAGGAUCCUGCUGUUGAAACAGCGGAGGAAGCUAAGGAACCACCAGAGGCAGACAUAAAUGAACUGUGUAAAGACAUGUUCAGCAAAAUGUCCACAUAUUUAACAGGUGAACUGACAGCCACCAGUGAAGACUACAAACUUUUGGAAAACAUGAAUAAGCUGACUAGCUUGAAGUACCUAGAAAUGAAAGAUAUUGCUAUAAACAUCAGUAGAAAUCUGAAGGAUUUAAAUCAAAAAUAUGCUGCUCUUCAGCCUUAUCUGGAACAAAUCAACCUUAUUGAGGAACAGGUUGCAGCUCUGGAGCAGGCAGCUUAUAAAUUGGAUGCAUAUUCCAAAAAACUUGAAGCCAAGUACAAAAAACUGGAGAAACGAUGAAAUCACAACAGUCUUUAAGUUGGAGUUGAGCUGAGUCAGACUGAUCUCAAUGUUUAAGUUGCACAACAGCAAUUAUGUAUGUUGACAAGAUUUUGUUACAGCUAACCUCAAGACUGGUAAAUUUUUCUAUUUGUUGAAUACAGUAGGCUGUAUUCAGGCUUAAGGCUGAGCAAUAUUUUCCCCUUCUCAAGAGGUUCUAUUGCCUCAGUUGUUCUGCAGUGAAAAGUAGAAGCCUAUACAUAACCUGUAUGUUGAUACUGGCUGUCUGUGUGUUAGUCCCAUGUCCCACACGAAGUGCUCUAUCCAGGAAGAGCCCUCCAUACCCUAUAAAGACAUUUCCCCAUAGUAAUAGCAAGACCUAAACUUCAUUUUUUUCCCUUAAUUGAGCUCUAUGUUGAGAAGAUACCUGGGCCUUUGCAGUUAUGAGCGUGGUAUUUAAAACAACUUGUUUUGGUAUCCACCUUUAUCUGUUUGA
Messenger RNA from Indicator indicator, 920 nucleotides. RefSeq names its product biogenesis of lysosomal organelles complex 1 subunit 2 (gene BLOC1S2). Gene Ontology annotation, molecular function: gamma-tubulin binding. Gene Ontology annotation, biological process: lysosome localization; endosomal transport. Gene Ontology annotation, cellular component: BORC complex; gamma-tubulin complex; BLOC-1 complex. Bases 20 to 445 code for a protein of 141 amino acids. NCBI's taxonomy places the organism in Eukaryota, Metazoa, Chordata, Aves, Piciformes, Indicatoridae. The record is from RefSeq and is a predicted model, not a curated record. The transcript is spliced from 5 exons.